Messenger RNA from Rhagoletis zephyria (snowberry fruit fly), 943 nucleotides. RefSeq lists its product as uncharacterized. The record is from RefSeq and is a predicted model, not a curated record. Lineage: Eukaryota; Metazoa; Arthropoda; Insecta; Diptera; Tephritidae.
UUAAAUUUUGACAGUUGAAAAACCAAACAAACGCUCGAGCGAAAAGUCUAUUUUUGUGUGUUGCUGAAAUUUGUUAAAAUUUAUAUGUAAAACGAACAGAAUAGAAAGAAAAUACUUUUCUUUACUGAUGGCGAUAUUGAUGGAAAUACAAGGAAUGUAUUCAUUUAAUGAUUUGAUAUUACUUGAGAACUUUAGGCAACGUGCGAGCCGCCAGGAAGUUAUUUACCUUCACCCGAGAGUUAUAUCUGAGGACAUCAAUGAAAUUAUGUCUGGUGACAGAAUAAAAACUCGGAUGCAUUUAAGGAUUUCUGCCAGCACGUUUACAAAAAUUGUGCAGACAAUUCCCCGAAAACAUCAUGGAUGGUCGUGCGAGUAUGAAGUUAUUUGCUUUUUAUUUUGGAUGGCAUGUGGUUGUAGUUACCGGGUCGCAGCAGCUUUUAUGGGUUUCAGUAGGUACACAGUGAGAAAUAUAAUACAUAAGAUGCUAGAGGACUUUUUGAAGCUGCGGCAUUUGAUUAACCAUGGUUCUGUGAACGACUAUGAUAGACUUGGUUUAAAGUUUUGCCGGAAGGCAAAAAAUAAAGCAUUCAUCAAGUUCAUUGGCGCUAUCGAUGGAACUCAUAUAAGAAUUAAAUGCCCUGUUAACAAACAUGAUGAAUAUAUAAACCAUAAGAAGUUUUACUCCAUUCAAGUGCAAGCAGUCGCAGAUAGUGACUCAAAAUUUACUGAUGUUUUCGUUGGUUUUCCUGGUUCUGUGCAUGACACCCGUGUUUUUCUAAAUAGCCCUUUAUAUGCAAAAGGCAACUAUCCACCAAACGGAUAUUAUUUAUUUGGUGAUAAGGGAUACCCGUGUCAACUUUCGCCAGUUCCUGUAAUAACGCCAUUUAGGGCCGUUUGCACCAUGUCUAGUUAACGCUAACUGGAGGUCCUUCAGUUAAGCACG